Molecule: messenger RNA, 803 nt
Organism: Cynara cardunculus var. scolymus (artichoke)
Lineage: Eukaryota; Viridiplantae; Streptophyta; Magnoliopsida; Asterales; Asteraceae
Exons: 5
Coding region: 110-583 (157 amino acids)
Source: RefSeq, a predicted model, not a curated record
AUCCCAAUGGUGGGUGACCUUCGUCUUUUAUCGACACAAACACCCAUCCCUCUGAUUUCUUCUUUCGACCAACACCCGAAAUUUCCUCUCUCCAUCCCUGUACACAGACAUGGGUUUCGUUUCCUUCCUCGGAAGGGUCCUCUUUGCCUCGCUUUUCAUCCUUUCCGCUUGGCAAACGUUCAAUGAUUUUGGUGAUGAUGGUGGCCCUGCUGCAAGGGAACUAGCUCCCAAAGUAGCUUCCUGUCAUAGAUUUCUAACCUCCAAGAUUGGCAAUGGAAUACCAAAUAUUGAUGUUAAGCAUAUUGUUUUGGCCUCGAUAGCCAUUAAAGGUCUUGGUGGGAUUGUGUUCGUUUUUGGCAGCUCCACCGGUGCCUUUUUGUUGAUGCAUUACCUGCUAUUUACGACCCCGAUUGUAUAUGAUUUCUACAACUAUGAAAUCGACGAGCCAGAGUUUCACAUGCUCCUAGCGGAGUUCUUGCAGAACUUGGCAUUAUUUGGUGCACUUCUCUUUUUUGUGGAAAUGAAGAAGUUAUCUCCAAGGAAAGUAGUCAGGAAGAAGGCCCCAAAGGCAAAGACGACUUGAGUGUCCAUUCAUAUCAUUUGGUCUUUUCGUUUUUCCGUUUCUCGUCUUCAUUUUGUGUGCUCGAUCUUAUAUUUAUCUUCACGUCGGAUGCACAAAAUAAGAAUCCGAAUGAAACGGACUAAUGGUCUCGUUCAAUAAUUUUUCGAUGUAAAUUCCUUUCCUUUUUCUUUUUUUGUACCAACUUCAAUGAUAUUAAUUACAUUCACAAAUAUCAUUUGCA